This is a messenger RNA of Polyodon spathula (Mississippi paddlefish), 3236 nucleotides long. RefSeq names its product alpha-actinin-4. Gene Ontology annotation, biological process: muscle cell development; actin cytoskeleton organization. NCBI's taxonomy places the organism in Eukaryota, Metazoa, Chordata, Actinopteri, Acipenseriformes, Polyodontidae. The record is from RefSeq and is a predicted model, not a curated record. The transcript has 21 exons. Gene Ontology annotation, cellular component: cell projection; plasma membrane; Z disc. Gene Ontology annotation, molecular function: calcium ion binding; actin filament binding. Bases 449 to 3151 code for a protein of 900 amino acids.
GACAGAGAGACAGAGACACCCCGGAGACUCGGGGAGAAGCGCAGCCGCGGUUACACACCGUGUGUGAGAGAGACAGAGAGACAGAGACACCCCGGAGACUCGGGGAGAAGCGCAGCCGCGGUUACACACCGUGUGUGAGAGAGACAGAGACACCCCGGAGACUCGGGGAGAAGCGCAGCCGCGGUUACACACCGUGUGUGAGAGAGACAGAGACACCCCGGAGACUCGGGGAGAAGCGCAGCCGCGGUUACACACCGUGUGUGAGAGAGACAGAGACACCCCGGAGACUCGGGGAGAAGCGCAGCCGCGGUUACACACCGUGUGUGAGAGAGACAGAGACACCCCGGAGACUCGGGGAGAAGCGCAGCCGCGGUUACACACCGUGUGUGAGAGAGACAGAGAGACAGAGACACCCCGCAGCCUGCUGUAGAGACACGGAGAAGGGGAGAUGGUGGAUUAUCACGCCACGAACAGCCAGCAGUCGCCCCCCGGCUCAGGCCAGACCCACAUGGAGCAGCCCGACGAGUGGGACCGGGACCUGCUCCUGGAUCCCGCCUGGGAGCGGCAGCAGCGCAAGACGUUCACAGCCUGGUGUAACUCUCACUUGCGGAAGUCAGGAACGCAGAUCAGCAAUAUUGAGGAGGAUUUCAGAGACGGGCUCAAACUCAUGCUGCUGCUGGAGGUCAUAUCAGGCGAACGUUUACCCAAACCUGAGCGAGGAAAGAUGAGGGUCCACAAGAUCAACAACGUCAACAAAGCGCUGGACUUCAUCGCCAGCAAAGGAGUCAAACUGGUUUCCAUCGGAGCCGAGGAGAUCGUGGAUGGGAAUGCUAAGAUGACCCUGGGGAUGAUCUGGACCAUCAUCUUGCGCUUCGCAAUCCAGGACAUCUCCGUCGAAGAAACCUCUGCUAAGGAGGGACUGCUGCUCUGGUGCCAGCGCAAGACAGCCCCCUACAAGAACGUCAACGUGCAGAACUUCCACAUCAGCUGGAAGGACGGUCUUGCUUUCAACGCCCUGAUUCACAGACACAGGCCCGAGCUGAUCGACUAUGACAAGCUGAGGAAGGACGACCCCAUCGCUAACCUGAACAACGCCUUCGAGGUGGCUGAGAAAUACCUCGACAUCCCCAAGAUGCUGGACGCUGAAGACAUCGUGGGCACGGUCAGGCCUGACGAGAAAGCAGUCAUGACUUAUGUCUCCUCCUUCUAUCACGCCUUCUCUGGGGCGCAGAAGGCUGAGACGGCAGCCAAUCGGAUCUGCAAGGUGCUGGCGGUGAACCAGGAGAACGAGAAUCUCAUGGAGGACUACGAGAAGCUGGCCAGCGACCUCCUGGAGUGGAUCCGGGCCACGAUCCCCUGGCUGGAGAAUCGCGCCCCCGAGAAGACGAUGCAGGAGAUGCAGCUGAAGCUGGAGGAUUUUCGAGGGUACCGGCGGGUACACAAGCCCCCCAAGGUGCAGGAGAAGUGCCAGCUGGAGAUCAACUUCAACACCCUGCAAACCAAGCUGAGACUGAGCAACCGGCCUGCUUUCAUGCCCUCCGAGGGGCGCAUGGUCUCGGACGUCAAUAACGCUUGGCACGGUCUGGAGCACGCGGAGAAGGGCUAUGAGGAGUGGCUGCUGAACGAGAUCCGCAGACUGGAGAGACUCGACCACCUGGCAGAGAAAUUCAGACAGAAAGCCACCAUCCACGAGGCGUGGACCGAGGGUAAUGAGGCCAUGCUGACCAAGAAGGACUAUGAGACGGCAACGCUGUCUGACAUCAAAGCCCUGCUGCGCAAACACGAGGCCUUCGAGAGCGACCUCGCAGCGCACCAGGACAGAGUGGAGCAGAUCGCUGCCAUCGCGCAGGAGCUCAACGAGCUGGAUUACUACGACUCUCCCAGCGUGAACGCUCGCUGCCAGAAGAUCUGCGACCAGUGGGAUGUACUGGGAUCCCUGACCCAGAGCCGCAGGGAGGCCCUGGAGAGGACAGAGAAGCAGCUGGAGUCGAUCGAUGAGCUGUACCUCGAGUACGCCAAGAGGGCGGCGCCCUUCAACAACUGGAUGGAGGGGGCGAUGGAGGACCUGCAGGACAUGUUCAUCGUGCACAACAUCGAGGAGAUCCAGGGUCUGCUCUCCGCUCAUGAGCAGUUCAAGGCCACUCUCUCCGAUGCUGAUAAGGAGCGCGAGUCAAUCCAGGGGAUUCACAGCGAGGUUCAGAAGAUCGCCCAGUACAACAACAUCAAGCUGACUGGAGGCAACCCCUACACCACCGUCACCCCCCAGACUGUCAACGACAAGUGGGACAAAGUACAGCAGCUCGUUCCUCAGAGGGACCGUGCUCUGCAGGAGGAGUUGGCGCGGCAGCAAUCCAACGAGCGGCUGAGGCGCCAGUUUGCCAAUCAUGCCAACGUGGUGGGACCCUGGAUCCAGAAUAAGAUGGAGGAGAUCGGGCGCAUCUCGAUUGAGAUGAACGGCACGCUGGAGGAUCAGCUGAAUCACCUGAAGCAGUACGAGCGAAGCAUCAUCGAGUACAAACCCAACAUCGACCAGCUGGAGGGAGACCACCAGCUCAUCCAGGAGGCGCUGAUCUUCGACAACAAGGACACCAGCUACAGCAUGGAGCACCUGAGAGUGGGCUGGGAGCAGCUCCUCACCACCAUCGCCCGCACCAUCAACGAGAUCGAGAACCAGAUCCUGACGAGAGACGCCAAGGGGAUCAGCCAGGAGCAGCUGCACGAGUUCAGAGCCUCCUUCAACCACUUCGACAAGGAUCACAGCGGUGCGCUGGGACAGGAAGAGUUCAAGGCCUGCCUCAUCAGCCUGGGCUACAAUGUGGAGAACAACAAGCAGGGUGACGCAGAGUUCGCUCGCAUCAUGAGCGUCGUCGACCCCAACCACAGCGGGGUCGUGACCUUCCAGGCCUUCAUUGACUUCAUGUCCAAAGAGACGACCGACACAGACACUGCUGAUCAGGUGGUGGCGUCCUUCAAGAUCCUGGCAGGAGACAAGAACUUCAUCACCGCGGCCGAGCUGCGCAGGGAGCUGCCCCCGGACCAGGCCGAGUACUGCAUCGCCCGCAUGGCUCCCUACCGGGGGCCCGACGCCAUCCCCGGGGCCCUCGACUACAUGAGCUUCUCCACAGCGCUGUACGGGGAGAGCGACCUGUAGCGCGCGCGCGCGCGCGCGCGCUCACUCGCUCUCACACUCACUCACUCAUUACACAGCCAGCCAUGGAGCAAUGAGGGGGAAAGGU